This is a messenger RNA of Nicotiana attenuata, 339 nucleotides long. RefSeq lists its product as uncharacterized. Bases 1 to 339 code for a protein of 112 amino acids. The transcript has a single exon. The record is from RefSeq and is a predicted model, not a curated record. Lineage: Eukaryota; Viridiplantae; Streptophyta; Magnoliopsida; Solanales; Solanaceae.
AUGGAGAUUGACGAGGAUAUUACUCAUCAUAUUGGAGCGGGAUGGAUGAAAUGGAGAUUCGCUUUUGGGAUCUUGUGUGAUAAGAAUAUGCCACCAAGAUUUAAGGGCAAGUUCUACAGAGUGGUGGUUAGACCAACUAUAUUGUAUUGGGCUGAGUAUUGGCCCGUCAAAAAGUCCUAUGUCCAAAAGAUAAAAGCAGCUAAAAUGAGGAUGUUGAAAUGGAUAUGUGUGCAUACCAGAAAAGACAAGAUUAGGAAUGAAGUUAUAAGGGACAAGGUGGGAGUGGCCUUUGUGGAGGACGAGUUGAAAAAAUCGAGGCUGAGAUGGUUCGGCAUGUGA